Molecule: messenger RNA, 897 nt
Organism: Penicillium egyptiacum
Lineage: Eukaryota; Fungi; Ascomycota; Eurotiomycetes; Eurotiales; Aspergillaceae
Source: the annotation of a GenBank genome assembly
AUGGCUGAGCGAAAGGUCCUCUCAAAGUACUAUCCCCCGGACUUCGACCCCUCGGCGAUCGCUAGCUCGUCCAAGCGCUCUCGCAAGGAUGGCAAAGCCGAGUCAAAGUUGUCCGCCAGCCGCCUGAUGACACCCUUUUCAAUGAAAUGCACUCACUGUGGCGAGUACAUCCCCAAGGGUCGCAAGUUCAACUCGCGCAAGGAGACCCUCGCCGAGAGGUACCUCUCGAUUCCAAUCUACCGUUUCUACAUCCGUUGCACGCGAUGCAGCGGCGAGAUCACCUUCCGCACCGAUCCUAAGAGUAAGUCUGAACGCAUGUUGCUACCACUUGCCUGUAUGAAACUAAUUCCAUUAAUAGACAGUGACUACCAGUGCGAACGCGGAGCAAAGCGCAACUUCGAAGUUUGGCGCGACGAGGAGGACGAGAAGUACAACGACGAGACCGAGGAGCAGACCCUUGACCGACUCGAGAGGGAACACGGCGCAAAGGAAGAGCAGCUGGAACGCGACAAGAUGGCUGAACUCGAAGACAAGAUGCUUGACUCCAAGCGCGAGAUGCAAGUCGCCGACGCACUUGACGAAAUCCGAACCCGCAAUGCGCGCAUCGAGCGCAACGAGGCCCGUGCCGGCGAGGCUGCCAUCGCUACUGUUCAGGAGAAGAUCGACGAGGACGCCCUUCGAGCGGAGAGGGAGGCUGCCGAGGACGCGGAGGCUCUUGAACAGUUCAGGGCCAAGCAGCGUGCCGCAAAGUCGGCCAAGCUGGACGAAGAGAUUGCAGAUUUCGAGCGUCAACAGGCCGCUGUGGACACUGAGUCCUGGGGCAACGCCAUCAAGGAGCGACGUCUCGCUCUUAAGGCCAAGAAGCUGGAGCGGAAGCAGAAGUACGGCCUGGUUUAA